Molecule: messenger RNA, 2133 nt
Organism: Plasmodium malariae
Lineage: Eukaryota; Apicomplexa; Aconoidasida; Haemosporida; Plasmodiidae
Product: STP1 protein
Exons: 4
Coding region: 1-2133 (710 amino acids)
Source: RefSeq, a predicted model, not a curated record
AUGGGAGGUUCACAAUCUAUAUUCUCAAGGGGAGAACAUGAAUUAUUGAAGAGUUGGGCUAAGUCACAUAAUAUAGUAGCUAAAAUAAAUUAUAUCAUAAGUAAAACUAAUUCCUUAAGUAGAAGGGGUAUUAAGAAAUAUGAUUUUAGAAAAGAAUGCUUACAUCUAGUGAAUUUUCUAAUUAAACAAAAGAAUGCACGUCCAAAUAUUUUGUCAGAGAAAAGGUGGGAAGCACUACUUAGAGAAUAUUUAAGUACAUAUUUUAACAAUCCUUCUAUACAUGGAAUAUGUCCUUUUAUAUUAAAGGAGCAAGAAAGAGAACUUUUAAAAUUAUCAUAUAAGGCACAAGAUUUCUGUAAAGAAAAAAAUGAUCGGCUAAAAUUGCUAAUACCCUAUAAAACAGAAAAUAAAAAUUCAUAUAAAUGUAACAAUGAUCCUAAAUGUAUAACAAACUUUAAAGAAUAUAAUGCGUGGAUUAUAAAUACAAGAGAAGGUUUUUUUCGAAACAGAAUCUUUAAGAUAUCCCAAGCAAUACCACAAGAAAUCGAUUUUUCGAGAGACGAAUUAUGCGAUGUAUUCAAUGAUAAAACUUUUCAUGAACUCGUAAUCGAAGACUUGGAUAAAAAUGUAUACAUUCAAGAUUCGUAUCAAGGACAUGAAAUAAUUACAGAAAAUGUAGGAGAACGAAAUUCAACAAUAGAUUCACAUACACAGGAAUAUAAAACUGCUCACGAAGAUGAAUCUCACUCAUCUGAUACAUCUGAGCAAGAUCCAGUACCACAAUCCGAUACUUCUGAAGAACAAAUGUUAAAAAUUCAACCUGAAGAUAAGUACUUAGAACAAAAUUUAUUAUUGCAAGUUCUUAAACAAUUGGAAACUCCUCAAGGUACAAUAAAACCUUUACUUGAAGGCAUAUACUUAAGUCUACAUGGAAAUAUAUCUAUUACAUACGUAUCAUUUUUUUUAAUAAUUUUUCCAGUUGUUAUACUCUUUUUCCUUUUUAUUAAAUACGCUUCAAAGAUGAUGUUUAAACAAAAGAAAAAGAUAAAAAGAAGACAUUUGAAGUUAAUGAAAAUAGUAACACCUUCACUUGCUGAUGGAAAAAGUAAGUGUUUAACGCAUACACAUAUAGAAGAUCCCUUAUAUAAUGAUGAAAAAAAUGCAAAAAGUGUAAUAUUACGUGAACACAAAAUGAACAAAAACAUAAAAACAUCAAAGAGAAAAAAGGACAGAACAAAAACUAUUAUAGAAAUACAUAUGCAAGUGCUUGAAGAAUGCAGAAAUGAAGAAUGGGAAUCCAAUAAAGGAGAAUUUUUAAAAAUAUGCUUAGAAGUGUUUACUAAUGAAAAAUAUAAAAUUUAUCCUCAUUUAACAAACGAAGAACUGAUAAUGGAAAGUACUAAAAGAAUGAAUGACGCUGAACUACAAAAAUUGCUGUGGAAUAAAUGGGUAGAAAGACAUGGAAACCUCUUAGAAAAAUUGAAAAAAGAGGAUUGGUUUAUCAAUUUGAAAAAUGAAUGGAAAAAGGAAAAAGCUUACAUAAAAAAAAUGGAAGAAUUAAAAAAGAAAUCUUCUAAUGAAAACCACAACUUUUCAUUUUUAGAAAGAGAAAAAGAUAUAUGGAAACAGUGGAUAUUCAAAAAGGGUACUAUUAUAGAACAGUAUUUGGAACAGGAAUUGUUUAAAUCAUCGGAAGAGAAGUUGCAGAAUAUGUUAUAUAAGUUCGAAAUUGAAGAAACUAUAAAUGACGUAACAUUAAUAAGUAUAGAAGAACUGCAGUACAACAAAUGUUAUCAAGAAUUCUAUAAAUACGUAAAAACAAAAGUACUAGCAAAACUUUGUAUUCUCGUAUUUAUGAUGGUAUUAGAAGAAUGUAAAAAAGAGCGCUUUAUAGAAAAUAGUGAAUCGUAUUUUGAUAGUUCCAUAAAUGAAUGGAAGAGAGAAGCAAAUUCAACGAAAGUAUCAGAAAUUAUAAAAAGCACAACUAAUGUUAAAGGGGACAUUUCGGAAAAUAAGGAAAAUACUGAUCAUAUAGAAGAAAACUUUAGAAAGGAUAUAGUUCAUUGGAUAAGUGAAGAAGAUAAAUAUAUAAAUUUCAUAGUUAAUAAUGAGCAGGUUGACAAAUCUUCUUAA